This is a messenger RNA of Columba livia (rock pigeon), 4771 nucleotides long. RefSeq names its product NAD kinase (gene NADK). Gene Ontology annotation, biological process: NADP+ biosynthetic process; NAD+ metabolic process. Lineage: Eukaryota; Metazoa; Chordata; Aves; Columbiformes; Columbidae. Gene Ontology annotation, molecular function: NAD+ kinase activity. The transcript is spliced from 10 exons. The record is from RefSeq and is a predicted model, not a curated record. Bases 659 to 1786 code for a protein of 375 amino acids.
CCAGGUCCCUGCGGGCGGUGCUGAGCACAGGCGGCGUGCGGGAACAAUCUGCUUUGCGUGUUCAGAAUAGCUGGGGAGAAACGGGUCAUGGGAGGAAAACGGGCUGUUUGAAGAACGAAUUGUAAAUGACUGUUCUUACAAUACCUGAGGUUUUUGGUGCGGCUUCUAAAACCAAGCAAGACCUUUUUGUUUCGGUUUUUCUUCUCUACGGUCAGUGAUAUUGUUAAACUCCCUUCACUGGAAUUGUUUUUAUGUAUGAACAUGAGUUAGCGAAGGUCUGCAAGUGCUGGUGGUUGUAUUGAAAAACCUGCUUUCCGAAGACUGUUAUGCAGGAUGAGCGGAUGAGCUGAAUAACUCUUCAGUGAAAACAGAAACAGGUGCUUGUGUUGCGGAGGAAAGGGGAGGCGAAAUACCUGGUUUGAAACUCUUGAAAUGGGGCUUUUCUUUGGAAAUCUGGCCUUUGAAGAUCUGCAAUAAAGGAUUUUUUUGCAAAGCCGCACGGCUUUUUGUUUGGACUGAUUGAAAUACUUCACCGGGAAGAAAACAAUCAUAAAGAAUGUUUGCUUUUGAGAUAUCAGCUUAAUAAUAAGUGAUAAAAGCCUCAGCCUCUAUUUUUUUUUGGUGAGCUGUUGCGUUUGCCCGACUUGAGGAAAGAAACAUGAAGAUCUUAAAGCGUGUUACGAAUAACUUUUCAUUUUGUAGAACUACAUGGAGCUGGCACAUUCAGGAUCCAGCAAGCCAGCGGUUGACGUGGAACAAACCUCCCAAGAGCGUCCUCGUUAUUAAAAAGAUCCGUGAUGCCAGUCUGCUGCAGCCUUUCAAAGAGCUCUGUGUGUAUCUUACCGAGGAGAACAACAUGAUAGUGUAUGUGGAAAAAAAGGUAUUGGAAGACCCUGCUAUAGCUAAUGAUGAUAAUUUUGGACCAGUGAAGAAGAAAUUCUGCACCUUCAGAGAAGAUUAUGAUGAUAUCUCCAAUCAGAUAGACUUUAUCAUAUGCCUGGGAGGAGAUGGGACCUUACUUUAUGCUUCCUCGCUUUUCCAGGGUAGUGUCCCUCCCGUUAUGGCUUUUCAUCUGGGAUCCCUUGGAUUUCUUACUCCAUUUAAUUUUGAGAAUUUUCAGUCCCAAGUCACUCAGGUUAUAGAAGGCAAUGCAGCGCUCGUUCUGCGGAGCAGGCUCAAGGUGAAGGUGGUGAAAGAGCACAGGGAGAAAACCACGGUGCAAAAUGGGAUAGAAGAGAACGGAGUAGUGUCGGCAAAUAUAGAGAAAGAAGUGGGCAAGCAAAUUAUGCAAUAUCAGGUCCUAAAUGAAGUCGUAGUGGAUCGUGGUCCUUCUUCUUACCUUUCCAACGUAGACGUCUUUCUCAAUGGACACCUGAUAACAACAGUGCAAGGAGACGGGGUCAUUGUCUCCACGCCGACUGGUAGCACAGCCUACGCAGCUGCAGCAGGAGCGUCUAUGAUCCACCCAAACGUCCCUGCGAUCAUGAUCACCCCCAUCUGCCCCCACUCCUUGUCUUUCAGACCUAUUGUUGUUCCUGCCGGCGUGGAACUCAAGAUCAUGCUCUCCCCAGACGCCAGGAACACAGCGUGGGUUUCCUUUGACGGAAGGAAGAGGCAGGAAAUAUGCCAUGGAGACAGUAUUAGCAUCACUACCUCUUGCUAUCCCCUUCCUUCCAUCUGUUUCCGAGAUCCUGUGAGCGACUGGUUUGAAAGCUUGGCCGAGUGUUUACACUGGAAUGUUCGGAAGAAGCAAAACAACUUUGCUGUUGAAGAAGAGGAAUUCUGAGUGUCUGCGUCUCACGAGACUGGUGGGAAUGGAGAGUGGCGGUGUCCCUCCUGUACGCUUGGGUGUUCAAGAUUUUGGCUGACAAGUGCGGUCACCAUCAGGCAUAUAUAAUGAUGAUAGUUUAUAUCUGUCUGAUCUGCUGAUGUCUGGAAAUUAUUGUGCUACUUCCUGCCCGCCCAGGGUAGGAAUGGAAGAAAUUAGGCUCUGGUUGUUGUAAUUUGAAUUUCCUUUCAAUGAGCAAUGUGAAAAUGGAUGAUUUCUGAUUGGUAUUGCCAACACAUCUGUAGAUUUGAUUGUAACCUGUAACUUACCGAUAACAUGGUAGGCUGAAUGUAGAUACAUAAUAGAAAAGUGGCAGUAGAAAAAUGGCAUUAAAAUAGUCUGUUUAAUUUGGUAUAUUUGCAAUUCGAUUUAAGGCUGCAAUGCAUAUAAAGGCUCUAAGAGCAGCUCCUCUUUGUUAGCUUCAACACGUCCUGCCCAGAACAGCUCCCCAUGAAGCGCUUAACGUGCUUUCUCCUUGCGAAUGUGACGCACUGUGAAGAAACACUCAUGAAGAAUGUUUUUUAUGACUAGAUGGAACUAGUAAAAAAAAAAUAUAUUAUAUUUUUUUAAUAUACAUGUAUAUAUCUUAUGGCCAUUUGCCCAGUGUGUGACCCUUGGCUGUCAUCACUGUGUGAAUACCCCCAGGUAGCUCGGGUGAGCGUUGCCGUGGGCUGAGCUGGUGAGUACGGUGAUCUCCAGUUAUGUGGCUGCUUUGGGGCUCCACAGGCCCUGUCGGUGGCAACAUCAAUCUGUUGCUUUUUCUUUUCCUUAAUUUUGUUGGAUUCUCUGGAAUAAACGGUAGCGUUGGAGACUAUAAAGUGAAAAAAAGAGCGUUCAAGAAGAAUCUGGACUUUGAUUACUACUCCAUUGUCUAGUUCCGCUAUUGUCUUGAAGGAAAGAAUGUCCUCUGGCAGGCCCUGCAUGCCCUGGGCGUCCAGAGGCGCCUUCCAGCUGUGCUGCCGAGCGACACGGAGCAGCAACGGUGCCUUCAGCACACGCAAGAUCUUCUAAGUCUCCUAUUUACAUUUUUAAGAUGCUUUCAAAUGUUUCUAACUUCUCUAUGUACAUAUUUUACUGUCUGUGCUUUUAUGAAAGAAAAAACAAACAAAACCCAACAAAAAACCUGGUUGGGGAAAAAAAAGGGUUUGUACUGUACUUCAACUGAAAAAUAUCAAAGCGACGUAUAAUGUUUACAUUUCUGUUCUCUGUGGUGCAGUCUCGUGGUCACACUAUCCAAGCUUUAGCAGUUGCAAAGUCUUGCUGCAUUGGUCGUUAAAGGAGUGGACGUUAUCUGCUAAAUUUAAGACCGUAGCGUAAUAUUGUGGAGGAACUAAUUUACUGAUUAAGGUGGGUUGUCCUUGAGAGUGGACGGAGAAGCUCUUGAACUCGUCAUGGUUGUCUUACGUAGUUUAUAUGGUCCAAAGUGGUAAUGGGAAACGUAUCCAUUUCCAAACUCUGCCCGACCUGUUUCCUCUGGUGGUUUAGAUAACGUCUCUUCCAUUUUGGGUGCUGCCCUAGUCUGUCUAAUUUUAUUAAAUCCAGGUGAGAGCACUUUUCCAUAAAAGAAAAGCAAAUUCUUGCUUAAUGAUACAAAUCACAAUGAAAAUGUGUCAAUAUAAAUGAAUACUCAGUUUGUAAAUUUUGUAAAAUAGAAUACAGCUUUGAUUUGGUCUAAAUAGACAAACUUUGUGGUAUCUUGGAGAAUAUCCAGAGAGCUUUGGGUUUUUAUCUUUCACUUGAAUUGGAAGUAAUUGUUUAUUACUGUUUUGAAGCUGCUUACGGGUUUCCCAGGGGGAGUAUCCAGUUAUUUAAUAACUGUUGACUCUUUGAACUGUAGAAGUGUCAGACUUUUUGCUUUGAAGCUCUUAUUUAAACAUGCAAUAACUGAGAAGAGGUACCGGGCGUCGCGCCGUGUAAAUGUGGUGUUAAGUGAAAAAGAAGCGGAAUGCGAGGCAUGCGAGGAAGUGGAAUUUGCUUUGCGGAGGGGAGGCGAAAUGAUUCAUGAGCCUUAUCUAGUAUUUUUUGUAAAGGUAAAACUAUAUUCAGCACUUUUUAUUUAUGCUUUUUAUAAUAGCAAAUCUAUUCUUGACUAAAUCGCCGAGUUUUAAUUUCCAGAGUGCAUCGUUUAUGAGAUCUGUAAUCAGGAUUUACCGAACUCCUUCCUCUAGAUUAGAUCCGGAUCAGUGCUUGUGUUUAAACGUAUCACGUUCUGCAGUUGCGUUCCUGCCUUUGAGCUGUUGCGGUUUUGCUUGUACGACUGUUGACUGUUCCCGCUUGACAACAGCCCGACGUGGAUCGGCGAGAGCUCCGGGACCGGCUGCAGGCAAGGAGGUCACCUCCCGCCUCCGGGCUUUGCUUUUCCUUCCAAACCCGCCUUGAUUCGAGUUGUACCGGCUGCUUUACAUCCAAACGCAGCCCGAGUUGUGUUAAUGCGCUACAAAUUUAUCUGACGGUACAAAGUCACUUUCCAAGGCCUUUAGUCCACAAGCGGGCUGGGGAGCUUUAAACAGCUCUCGAGUUAUUUAACUGCUUAGAGCGUGGGGAACUGCAGGAGAAAAAGUCGCACAGACUCGGGUUUAUUGGCAGGAAAAGCUCGUUUCGCUGAUGUAGCUUACUCAGAGUAACUUGUUUGAACUGUACUAGUAACAUAGGUUUUGCUGAUUGAGACCAGCGUCUCUAAUACACGGCUUUGUAAGUGUCACUGUAGCUACAAAUCCAUUCUCAAAGGGCCAAAAUGGAAGCUUGGAAAUGAAUUUUUUUAAUUUUAAAGUUAUUCUCUAAUAGAGAGUUUCAGAAGUUUUGACAACUGAUGUAGUGCGGAAUAAAAGAGGAAAAAUCCUGUUACAUAUUGUUAACGCUUUGACAACUUGUUUUAAAUAUUGUUGAAAACAAAUCUUUUUCAAUCCUUUCAAUAAAAUCUUUUUGUAAAGUUGGACUUGCAAA